CCCCUCCCCACCCCGACAGCCUUUUGUCUUUUGGACACCCCAUCCCAUCCCUGCACUUGCUUUUUUUGGGGGUGUGCGAGGGAUGAAACGAGCGUACCGCUGAGGAGUUGCACACCAAGUUUGUUUCUUUGAUCAUUAUUCUUAGCAUCAUUCUUUUGAGGGGGGCGCUGCGCAUCCACAGAUCUGCAGGUGCUCCGAUUCUCUGUGGCGACUCGUCAGGGACGGAGGCGAGCACGAAGGUUCCCGCGCACGCCAACGCAGACGCGAACGCCAUGCAGGAGUGGGAGGCCAGCGUGUGCCAGCUGCAGCCCAACAUCAUCUCGGUGCGCCUCUUCAAGAGGAAAGUGGGCGGCCUGGGUUUCCUGGUCAAGCAGAGGGUCUCCAAACCGCCCGUCAUCGUGUCGGACCUGAUCCGGGGCGGUGCGGCCGAGGAGUGCGGCCUGGUGCAGGUGGGCGACAUCGUGCUGGCCGUCAACAACAAGCCCCUGGUGGAGCUGAGCUACGAGCGGGCCCUGGAGACGCUGAAGAACGUGUCGCCCGAGAGCCACGCCGUGCUCAUCCUGCGUGGGCCCCAGGGCUUCACCACCCACCUGGAGACCACCCUGUCGGGCGACGGGCGCCCCCGCACCGUGCGGGUCACCCGCCCUGCAGUCCCGCCCUCCAAAUCCUACAAGAAUUGCUCGCCCCAGCUGAGGGCCAUUGAGAACCUCUCAUCGCCAUCCAUCACGCUCCUGGCGGCCCAGGACCCGCUGCUGACGAGGGAGGGGGGCCGGGGCGGCGGUGGGCUCUUCUGCAACGGGCUGGAGGAAAACAACGAGCUGCUGAAGGAGAUUGAGCCCGUGCUGCGCCUCAUCCGCAGUUCCAAGAAGGAGCUGAACGGCGAGGGCCAGAGGAACGCCGGGCGCAGGGACGCUGCCAUUCAAGUGGCCUGUGAUAUCAGCGUGGGAAACGCAACUCCGCCACAGCUUUCAUCUGAAAACAACAGAAGACGAGACAACAUGCCGGUGAUGCUGCACGACAUCAAGGCCGAGCAGGGGCCCGGCCAGGGCAAGACGCUGCACAACGGAAGCCCCUCCAAGUGCCCACGCUUCCUCAAGAUCAAGAACUGGGAGAGUGGAAGCAUCUUGAACGACACGCUCCAUCAGGGCGCCAGCAAGAUGCCCACUUGCGGUGAGAACGUGUGCCAGGGCUCCAUCAUGACGCCUAACCUGCACGCUCGCAAGCCGGAAGAAGUGCGGCCCAGAGAGGAGCUCAUCACCCUGGCCACAGACUUCAUCGACCAGUACUACACCUCCAUCAAAAGGUCCUCCAAGGGCAAAGACGAGUACAGUUCCAAGGCUCACGCGGACCGGUUGGAGGAGGUGACCAAGGAGAUCGAGGCCUCGGGGACGUACCAGCUCAAAGAUACGGAGCUCAUCUACGGAGCCAAGCACGCCUGGAGGAACGCCGCCCGUUGCGUGGGCAGGAUCCAGUGGUCCAAACUGCAGGUUUUUGACGCAAGGGACUGCACAACAGCUCAUGGAAUGUACAACUAUAUUUGUAACCACAUCAAGUACGCCACCAACAAGGGCAACCUCAGGUCGGCCAUUACCAUCUUUCCACAAAGGACGGACGGAAAACACGACUACCGCGUGUGGAACUCUCAGCUCAUCCGCUACGCUGGCUACAAGCAGCCCGACGGGAGCAUCCUGGGAGACCCCGCCAACGUGGAAUUCACAGAAAUUUGCAUGCAGCUGGGCUGGAAUGCACCCAAGGGUCGCUUCGACGUGUUGCCUCUCCUGCUGCAGGCCAACGGCAACGACCCCGAACUCUUUGAACUACCCGAAGACCUGGUCCUGGAGGUGCCCAUCACGCACCCCAAAUACGAGUGGUUCAGGGAGCUGGAACUGAAGUGGUACGGCCUGCCCGCAGUCUCCAACAUGCUGCUGGAGGUGGGAGGCCUGGAGUUCACCGGCUGCCCCUUCAGCGGCUGGUACAUGGGAACCGAGAUCGGCGUCAGGGACUUCUGCGACAGCUCUCGCUACAACAUCCUGGAGGAUGUCGCCAAAAAGAUGUCCUUAGACACCAGGAAGACAUCGUCCUUGUGGAAAGACCAAUCUCUGGUGGAGAUUAACAUCGCUGUGCUCUACAGUUUUCAGGUGUGCAAAGUGACCAUCGUGGACCACCACUCGGCCACCGAGUCCUUCAUGAAGCACAUGGAGAACGAGUACCGCGUGCGAGGCGGCUGCCCAGGCGACUGGGUGUGGAUUGUGCCGCCCAUGUCAGGCAGCAUCACGCCUGUCUUCCACCAGGAGAUGCUCAACUACCGCCUCACGCCCUCUUUUGAGUACCAGGUGGACCCGUGGCACGCUCAUGUGUGGAAAGGAGUCAAUGGGACGCCCACCAAGAAGAGAGCCAUCAGCUUCAAGAAGCUCGCCAAGGCGGUCAAGUUCUCAGCCAAGCUGAUGGGCGCUGCCAUGGCCAAGCGGGUGAAGGCCACCAUCCUGUUCGCCACAGAGACAGGCAAGUCUCAGGACUACGCCAAGACGCUGUGCGAAAUCUUCAAACACGCCUUUGAUGCCAAGGCCAUGUCCAUGGACGACUACGACGUGGUGGACCUGGAGCACGAGACGCUGGUUCUGGUGGUGACCAGCACCUUUGGCAACGGCGACCCGCCCGAGAACGGGGAGAAAUUCGGAGCCGCCUUGAUGGAGAUGCGACACCCGACGUCAAACACGGAAGACCGAAAGAGCUACAAAGUUCGCUUCAACAGUGUGUCGUCCUACUCAGACACCAGGAAGUCGUCCAGCGACGAGCCCGAAGCCAAAGUAAACUUUGAGAGUACCGGCCCUCUUGCCAAUGUCAGCUGCCGCGGGCUCCCGACGGCUGCGGCGGCGGAAACGCGGCGCGACGGAAACAACCACGGCAAAGAUUCGAACGUCACGCCUGCCAAGAAAGAACGAAAAGCGCUCAAGUUCUCAGUCUUCGGGCUGGGAUCCAGGGCCUACCCGCACUUCUGCGCCUUUGCCCACGCCGUGGACACGCUGUUCGAGGAGCUCGGUGGGGAGCGCAUCCUCCGCAUGGGGGAGGGCGACGAGCUGUGCGGCCAAGAGGAGUCCUUCAGAACUUGGGCCAAGAAGGUUUUCAAGGCUGCCUGCGACGUUUUCUGCGUGGGCGACGACGUCAACAUUGAGAAGGCCAACGACUCGCUCAUCAGCAACCACCGGAGCUGGAAGAAGAGCAAGUUCCGCUUGACCUACGCUGCCGAGGCGCCGGCUCUCACUGACGCGCUGUCUACAAUCCACAAGAAGACCGUUUACGGAGCCAAAAUGCUGGAAUCGCAAAACCUCCAAAGUCCCAAAUCCAACCGCUCCACCAUAUUCGUGCGGCUGGACGCCAACAAGCACGACAAGCUGAGCUACCACCCCGGCGACCAUCUGGGCGUCUUUGCCGGGAACCACGAGGACCUGGUCACCGCUCUCAUCCACAAACUGGAGGACGCGCCGGAUGUCAAUCAGAUUGUCAAAGUCGAGUUCCUGGAGGAGAGGAACACCGCACUAGGCGUCAUCAGUAACUGGACCAGCGCCGGUCGCAUCCCGCCCUGCACCAUCUUCCAGGCCUUCCAGUACUUUCUGGACAUCACCACGCCGCCCAGUCCUGUCCUUCUGCAGCACUUUGCCGCACUGGCCACCAACGACAAACACAAGAAGAGACUGGAGGUGCUCAGUAAGGGCCUGCAGGACUACGAGGAGUGGAAGUGGUUGAACACGCCCACCCUGGUGGAGGUCCUGGACGAGUUCCCGUCGGUGCAGAUGCCGUCCACGCUGCUGCUCACCCAGCUGCCUCUGCUGCAGCAGCGCUACUACUCAAUCAGCUCCUCGCCCGACCUGCACCCCGGCGAGAUCCACCUCACCGUUGCCGUGGUCUCCUACCGGGCGAAAGACGGAGAAGGUCCGAUCCACCACGGAGUUUGCUCGUCGUGGCUCAACAGGAUCGAAAAGGGCGACGUGGUGCCUUGCUUCGUGCGACGCGCCCCAUUAUUCCGGCUUCCCAAAGACCACCAAGCACCCUGCAUCCUGGUGGGCCCUGGGACGGGCAUUGCCCCCUUCAGGAGCUUCUGGCAGCAGAGGAUGUUUGACCUUCAACACAAAGGCGUGGAGGCGUGGCCCAUGAUCCUGGUGUUUGGGUGUCGCCAGUCCGAGAUGGACCACAUAUACAAGGAGGAGACCGUCCAGGCCAGGAACAAGGAGGUCUUCAAGGAGCUCUACACCGCCUACUCCAGAGAGCCCGGCAAACCAAAGAAAUACGUGCAGGACAUCCUCCGCGAGCAGCUGUCCGAGCGAGUGUACCGGUGCCUGCGCGAGGAGGGCGGCCACAUUUACGUGUGCGGGGACGUGACCAUGGCGGGAGACGUGCUGAAAACCGUGCAGCAGAUCCUCAAGCAGCACGGAAACAUGAGCUUGGAGGACGCCGGCUUCUUCAUCAGCAAGCUGAGGGACGAGAACCGCUACCACGAGGACAUCUUCGGAGUCACCCUGCGCACGUACGAGGUCACCAACCGACUGCGCUCCGAGUCCAUCGCCUACAUCGAGGAGAGCAAGAAAGACUCUGACGAGGUUUUUUGCUCGUAGGCUGCCGCCGAGGAUGCAGCAGGACCGGCUCCACAAAACUGUGCCAAUUUUUCAAA
Syngnathus acus (greater pipefish) is the source of this 4666-nucleotide messenger RNA. It is a transcript of the gene nos1, whose product is annotated as nitric oxide synthase 1 (neuronal). Gene Ontology annotation, molecular function: nitric-oxide synthase activity; calmodulin binding; heme binding. The record is from RefSeq and is a predicted model, not a curated record. Lineage: Eukaryota; Metazoa; Chordata; Actinopteri; Syngnathiformes; Syngnathidae. The transcript has 31 exons. Bases 273 to 4610 code for a protein of 1445 amino acids. Gene Ontology annotation, biological process: nitric oxide biosynthetic process.